CUCCAGCCAUUGGUGUCUGUGUCAUUACUAACAGAGUCUUGUAAACACUCGUUAAUCACGUACGGUCGCCGGCCUAGGGCUCCGCAAGCCAGCCUGUGGCGGGUCUUCCCCGCCUCUACAGCCAAGUGGGAAGGAGGUGGGAGAAAAGCAGGAAGAAAGGGAGGGAGGGAAGGAGGAGGCAGGCCAGAGGGAGGGACCGCCUCCGAGGCAGAAGCUCCGCGAGGAGCCAGCGGACAUCGCCCGCCCGGGCGCAGCUACCCGCCGCUCCUCGUGCCCCCGGCCCUUCCCCUUCGCGCGCCCGGCAGCCUUCAGCGUCCGUCCCCAGGCAGCAUGGUGAGGUGUGCUCCUGGGCCUUUGCCACCAUGUACGUGAGCUACCUCCUGGACAAGGACGUGAGCAUGUACCCCAGCUCCGUGCGCCACUCUGGCGGCCUCAACUUGGCGCCGCAGAACUUCGUCAGCCCCCCGCAGUACCCGGACUACGGCGGCUACCACGUGGCUGCUGCGGCCGCGGCGGCAGCGAACUUGGACAGCGCUCAGUCCCCGGGGCCGUCGUGGCCCACAGCCUACGGCGCCCCGCUUCGCGAGGACUGGAACGGUUACGCGCCGGGGGGCGCAGCGGCCGCCGCCAACGCCGUGGCGCACGGCCUCAACGGGGGAUCCCCGGCCACUGCCAUGGGCUACAGCAGCCCUGCCGACUACCACCCGCACCACCACCCACACCACCACCCUCAUCACCCGGCAGCCGCGCCUUCCUGCGCCUCGGGAUUGCUGCAGACACUCAACCCCGGGCCGCCCGGGCCCGCUGCCACCGCCGCCGCCGAGCAGUUGUCCCCCGGCGGCCAGCGGCGGAACCUGUGCGAAUGGAUGCGGAAGCCGGCGCAGCCGUCCCUCGGGAGCCAAGUGAAAACCAGGACGAAAGACAAAUAUCGAGUGGUGUACACGGACCACCAGCGGCUGGAGCUGGAGAAGGAGUUUCACUACAGUCGCUAUAUUACCAUCCGGAGGAAGGCUGAGCUGGCUGCCACACUGGGGCUCUCGGAGAGGCAGGUUAAAAUUUGGUUUCAGAACCGCAGAGCUAAGGAAAGGAAAAUCAAUAAGAAGAAGUUGCAGCAGCAGCAGCAGCAGCAACAGCAGACACAGCAGCCGCCACCGCCUCCGCCUCCGCCUCAGCCGGGUCCCCUGAGAAGUGUCCCUGAGCCCUUGAGUCCUGUGUCUUCCCUGCAGGGCUCAGUGCCUGGCUCAGUCCCUGGGGUGCUGGGGCCAGCUGGGGGGGUGCUAAACCCCACUGUCACCCAGUGACUCACAGGGGCCUGUAGCGGCCAAGCAAUUCCAGGCCUGCAGCGGAGCAAUUCCAGACUGAGCCAUGAGGAACAUGGACUCUGCUGGAAUCCACAAGAGACC
This is a messenger RNA of Trichechus manatus latirostris (Florida manatee), 1403 nucleotides long. It is a transcript of the gene CDX2, whose product is annotated as caudal type homeobox 2. The record is from RefSeq and is a predicted model, not a curated record. Lineage: Eukaryota; Metazoa; Chordata; Mammalia; Sirenia; Trichechidae. The coding region runs from base 363 to 1301 and encodes 312 amino acids. The transcript has 3 exons. Gene Ontology annotation, cellular component: nucleus. Gene Ontology annotation, biological process: embryo development; animal organ morphogenesis; cell differentiation. Gene Ontology annotation, molecular function: DNA-binding transcription factor activity, RNA polymerase II-specific; RNA polymerase II transcription regulatory region sequence-specific DNA binding.